Molecule: messenger RNA, 263 nt
Organism: Solanum stenotomum
Lineage: Eukaryota; Viridiplantae; Streptophyta; Magnoliopsida; Solanales; Solanaceae
Exons: 3
Cellular component (GO): cytoplasm
Molecular function (GO): electron-transferring-flavoprotein dehydrogenase activity; flavin adenine dinucleotide binding
Source: RefSeq, a predicted model, not a curated record
UAUUGAUUGUUGGUGGUGGACCUACUAGUGUUAAACUUUACGCAGUAAUCACUGUCGAUUUUCCUCAGAAGAAGGUAACUUUGGUGCAAGAUGGAUCCAGACUACUAGAAUUUAGAAUGGAUCGAAUCGAUAAUUUUGGAAGAUUGAAGGUUGAUGAAAAUCUUAGAAUCAAGGAUCACAGAAACAUAUUUGUUGUUGGAGAUAUAACUGAUAUUAAGGUAAUACUAGAAGAGAGUAUCAUUGGCCUAAUAAUGAUUGGUUAA